AUGGCGUUCCAGUCCAUGCUCAAUGGAGCAGAAUGCUCCACCUCCAACAAUGGCCUCGCACAGAUGCUCAAGCACACCUCCCAGGACCGCUCGCUCCAACAUGGCGACCGGACCACCGCAGGUCAGCCCCACAUGGGCCCCGCCGGCAUGAGGCAGCAACAUCACGCCGGGCCCAACUCGGACGCAGAGGCCUUCUUCCGUCAACAGCAGGGCGCCUCUCUGCCCGGCACCGCCAACUCGGCGUUUGACAUGCACGCUAUGCGCAGCGAGCUCAACACCGCCAUGCCCGCCUUCCAGCGUCCCAACGCCGGCGCUGCGUGGGCCAGCCAGAUGCCCCGCAACGCCACUCCCAACUCGGCAGACAUGGAAGCCGCCUUUGCUCGAGGUGGUGCUCCGCCCGCCUCCUCCCAGUGGGCCAACCAGUUCGGAUCCUCGCGCCACCAGGGCCCCGCCAUGCACCACUCGAUGAAUGCCCCGGGCGACGGCUCCGGCUCCUCGGCAGCAUACGCCUCGCGGCCCAUGAUGGGCUCGUAUGGCGGUAUGGGCAUGGGCGGCAUGGGUGGUAUGGGCAUGAGCAUGGGCAUGGGUACGAUGGGCGGAAUGGGCGGUGGUAUGGCCACCAUGAACGCGCCCCAGCAGACCCAAUCGACUGCCUCGCGCUUCACCGAGCUCGACGAUGCCAAGUGGGAAGAGCAGUUCAAGAAGCUUGAUGCCGAGCAGGCCGAUACCGAAGCCAAGGGCAAGGGCAAAGCGAAGCAAGACGAGCCCGACCUGUUGCCCUCGGAAGCCGAACAGGCCGAAUCCAUCCGUCGCGAACUCGACGCCAUCGAGCAGGAGCUCACUGCCGACGGCCAAGAGGCCAACUCGCGCUUCGAGGAUCUGUGGCGCUCCAUGAACGCGCGCAACGGCGUGCCUCCCUCGGCGGCGGACGCCGAGCUGGCAAAGUGGGAGCAGGAGCUUCUCAACGCACGCACCGACGACGACGAGACGUUCGGCUACGCGCAUCCCUCGGGCGGUCUCGGUGGCGGCCGUCACGGCCUCGACGAGAUGGCCGCGCUUGACGGUACCGAAGAUGCGUUGCUGGAUGGGUUUGGUGUGGUGGGGCCCGACGGCUAUCCGCGUCUGGGCAACUAUCGCCGCAGCCAGCAGAACCCUUUCGAGGCACACUCGGAUCCGCUCUCCGAGGGACUGCGUCUGCUUGCCAAUGGCGGCAACCUGUCGGAUGCAGCGUUGCUGUUCGAGGCAGCUACGCAGCGCGAUACGCCCGGUGGGACGGGUGGCGAGGUGGAGCGCGGUGAGGUGGACCGCUCGCGUCGCGAACGCUCCGAGGCCUGGCGCAGGCUGGGCGAGUGCCAGGCGAUGAACGAGAAGGAGGCGCAGGCGAUCCGUGCGCUCGAGGAAGCCAUCAAGAUCGACGAAAACAACCUCGAGGCCUACAUGUCGCUCGCCAUUUCGUACACCAACGAAGGCUACGAUACGGCGGCGCACCAGACGCUCGAGCGCUACAUUUCGCGCGCUUAUCCGCACCUCAAGGCCGCUCCGUUGGCUGCCGAGAUCUUGGGGUCCAAGGAUCCGAUUGAAGGCACCACGGGCAAUCCGUGGGCGAGUUUGAACCGGGUUACCGAUCUGUUUUUGCAAGCGGCACGCGAGGGAAAUGCGGCAGGACAGGUGGAUCCCGAGGUGCAAGUGGGGCUGGGCGUGUUGUUCUAUACGCAGUCAUCGUACGAGCAGGCGCAGGACUGUUUCAACACAGCCCUCAGUGCGCGACCGAACGAUUUCUUGCUCUGGAACAGGCUAGGUGCAACGCUUGCUAACGGGGGUAAACCAGAAGAGGCGAUUGCGGCGUAUCACAAGGCGCUGGAGCUUCGCCCUACGUUUACGCGCGCGAUUUACAAUCUUUCCGUCUCGUGCCUUAACUUGGGCGCGCAUCAUGAGGCAGCGGAACAUCUGCUGGCUGCGCUUAGUUUGCAGCAGACCCAUACGUUGCCGGACGUACCCGAGGGAGAGCAGCCUGCACCUACGCCGUUGGCCGAGGCAGGCGAGAGUCACAAUCUGUGGUCGACGCUCAGGAGGAUCUUCCUGGUGAUGGAUAGGAUGGAUCUCGCACAGAAGGCCCAUGUCGGAUCGGAGCUGGCGCAAUUCCGUGGCGAGGGUUUCGAGUUUUAG
Molecule: messenger RNA, 2166 nt
Organism: Moesziomyces antarcticus
Lineage: Eukaryota; Fungi; Basidiomycota; Ustilaginomycetes; Ustilaginales; Ustilaginaceae
Product: peroxisomal targeting signal-1 receptor
Exons: 1
Coding region: 1-2166 (721 amino acids)
Biological process (GO): protein import into peroxisome matrix, docking
Cellular component (GO): peroxisomal membrane; cytosol
Molecular function (GO): protein binding
Source: RefSeq, a predicted model, not a curated record